Messenger RNA from Symbiodinium natans, 534 nucleotides. The record is from the annotation of a GenBank genome assembly. Lineage: Eukaryota; Dinophyceae; Suessiales; Symbiodiniaceae.
AUGGCAGCUUCGCGGCUCCUCCACAAGGCUUGUCUACUCUGGAUCCCGAGUCGCCAUUCCUUCGCGUCGCUUGCGCCAAAGUUGCCGCGACAUCGCUCUCCUCCCGGGCGCCGGAAAGCGCCCAAAACCGAAGGGGACGCUGCGGACCAGGGCCAGCUCCCUGAAUGGCUCUUCGAGGAUCGGCCUGUGUGGCUGCAGGCCCUGCUUUUGUUCCUGCGGGAGCCCGAUCUCAUCAUGGUGCGCCUGGGAGGCGCUGCACGGCGCAUGGGACGUCGGCCGGCUACCGGCAGUCUGCCUGAGCUGAAGGAGCUCCAGCUACCCGAGGGCCAGCUCCGAGACUGGGCGCUGGAGGAGCUUCGGGAGGCGGCGGAUGCUGGGCGAAAGGUCCGCGCUGUCGCGGUCCUGGCAACUGAAGCUGACCAUGCGGCAGAUGCCGUCGAGGUCCUGCGCUCGAUGGGCUUCAAACGUGUCGCGAAUCUUCGCACGAAGGCGUUUCUGCAACAGCUUCAGACACUUCCUGGGAGCGUCGAGUGA